Eimeria acervulina is the source of this 588-nucleotide messenger RNA. RefSeq lists its product as hypothetical. NCBI's taxonomy places the organism in Eukaryota, Apicomplexa, Conoidasida, Eucoccidiorida, Eimeriidae. Bases 1 to 588 code for a protein of 195 amino acids. The transcript has 2 exons. The record is from RefSeq and is a predicted model, not a curated record.
AUGCCUCAGCAGCAGCAGCAGCAACAGCAGCAGUCACCAACAGGAGCGGAGCAGCAGGAGUGCAGAAGCAGCAGCAGCAGCAAGAUACAGCAGCAGCCACCCCACGAAGGGAGGGACAGCAGCAAGGGCUGCUGCUGCAGCUCUUUGCUGCGCAUGCAGCCCCAAAGUACCUGCUGGAAUGGCACCUGCAGCAGCAGCAGCAGCAGCAACAGAAGCAGCAGCAACGGCACCAAUAGCAGGAAGCGUAGCAGAAACAGCAGCAGCAACGGCAGCACAUUCAAAACACACAAUAAGCAGUUCUCUAAAGAGCUGCGACACAGCACCAGCGGCAACAAAACCAACCAACAGAGACAGCAGCAGCAGCAACAACAACAGCAAAAACAGCAGAGGCAGAAGCAACAGCAAACGAAACAGCAGCAACAGAAUCAGCAGCAACAGAAAGAACGGGAAAAGGGCCGCAGCUGGAACAGCAGCAGCAAGAACAGCAGCAGCAGAGCAACAGCAGCAGAGCAGCAGCAGCAGAGCAGCAGCAGCAGUAGCAGCAAUCCCCACAAGCAACAGCAAGGUCCGGUGGAGGGGCUUCUCUAG